This is a messenger RNA of Betta splendens (Siamese fighting fish), 1108 nucleotides long. RefSeq names its product glutathione S-transferase omega-1-like. Gene Ontology annotation, cellular component: cytoplasm. NCBI's taxonomy places the organism in Eukaryota, Metazoa, Chordata, Actinopteri, Anabantiformes, Osphronemidae. The record is from RefSeq and is a predicted model, not a curated record. Gene Ontology annotation, biological process: glutathione metabolic process. The coding region runs from base 115 to 834 and encodes 239 amino acids. The transcript is spliced from 6 exons. Gene Ontology annotation, molecular function: glutathione transferase activity; glutathione dehydrogenase (ascorbate) activity.
CCGGAAGAGACGAGUACGUUUAAUAAAUAUCGCCUCUUUUGCUCUUCCUUCACUCGUCUUACGAUCAACUUGGUUGUGCGUUUGACUGCAGCUUUCACCGCCUAAAGUGAAACCAUGUCCACUCAGAAGUCUUGCACCAAAGCAAGUGCAGCGCCUGGCCCCGUCGCCAAAGGCUCCAUCAGGAUUUACAGCAUGAGAUUUUGCCCUUUCGCCCAAAGAACCAGAUUGGUGCUGAACGCCAAGGGGAUCAAGCAUGACAUCGUCAACAUCAAUCUGACGGACAAACCUGACUGGUUCCUCAAGAAGAAUCCACUUGGGCUCGUCCCGACUCUGGAGACAUCUGCUGGCGACGUGAUAUACGAGUCUCUCAUCACCUCUGAAUACCUGGAUGAAGUUUACCCUGAGAAGAAGCUGCUUCCCUCCUGUCCAUUAGCUAAAGCUCAACAGAAGAUGUUAGUGGAGCAUUUUUCCAAGGUAAUUCCGUACUUCUACAAGAUUCCCACAGCGAAACAUAAUAAAGAGGACGUCUCAGGCCUAGAAGCGGAACUGGCAGAGAAGUUUGCCAAACUCAAUGAGGAAUUGGUUAAAAAGAAAACCAAGUUCUUUGGGGGUGACUCCAUCACAAUGAUUGACUACAUGAUUUGGCCAUUUUUUGAGAGACUGUGUGUCUUUGACAUGAAGCACUGCCUUGACAAGACUCCUGAGUUAAAGAAGUGGACAGAGUGCAUGUCCCAGGACCCAGCUGUCAAAGCCUCCGGGCACAGCGUAGACACCUACAGGGGCUUCUACAAGUCCUACUUUGACGGCAAAGCAAACUAUGACUAUGGCCUGUAAAAUCAUAAUACUGAUCUCAAACCGUCCAUUUGUUGGCAUGUUCUGGGGCCGAGAUAAUCUGGAUUUGUGGUUGUUUUUCAUACUUUUACAUGUUUAUAUUUUGUUAAAUUUCUGAUUAGGCAAACAAACUACAUGAUACAUUUUUUAUUAGAUGAUAAGGACCUGUUUUGUUUUUCAGUGUAAUGUCUGGUCCGUGACGGACAAUAUUGUGAUAACAAAACAUUUUUCAAUAAUCCAUCCAAAUGUGGCACUUACCAAUAAAUGGUGAAUGUAA